CCCUGCUGUAGAUAAAAGGUGGCCAUCUGCAGAGUGUUUCUUGUUUAAACUAAGUUUGCAUCGGUCAAGGUGUGUUUCAGAGACUUUCUGAGUGUAAGCUUGAGGAUCCUUGAGAUUAUCUCCUACGGCUAUUCAAAGGAAAGGCCAUGGCCAUGGCUGCUUUCCUAGCUUUGGUGCAUUUGGCUCUAUUGCCAGAAGCUUUUGAAGGUGCAUAUUAUGGACACAAACCACAUCCUCAACAACAUCAACCCUUACCACAGAUGCCUCACAUGGGCAUGGGAAAGGAUAUUUCACACAUGCUAUAUCCACACUACAGAAAAGACCUACCAAUGCACCUAAACAAAGGCAAAGAUAUCAAAGGUGAGACCAUUCCCAGAGGUGAGCAGGGUGUUCAAGGAGAGACUGGACCGCAAGGGCCCCCUGGUCCACCUGGGCCCCAAGGACCUCCUGGGCCUCAAGGUAUUGGUAUAAAAGGCCCUCCUGGAAAGCCAGGAUCUCCUGGUCCUCCAGGAUUUCCGGGAGUUGGUAAGCCAGGAAUGCCAGGUAUGCCCGGGAAGCCAGGAGGUAUUGGGCAACCUGGACAGCAAGGUGAACAGGGACCCAGAGGUGAAGAAGGACAACCAGGCAUGACUGGGCCCCCCGGCCAUCCUGGACCCCCCGGUCUGCCAGGAAUAGGAAAGUCUGGUGGACAAGGACUACCAGGACAGCCAGGGGCUAAGGGAGAGCCAGGACAUAAAGGUUUCCCUGGUCUCCCAGGGUUACCUGGGCCUAAAGGAGAUAGAGGAAUUGGACAACCAGGCCCACUAGGGCUAAAAGGGCCAGUUGGGCCACCUGGCCCACCAGGGCAGGCAGGAUUACCAGGGAUAGGUAAACCUGGUCUUCCUGGUGUAGCAGGUCCAACUGGUAUGCCAGGGAAACCUGGACAGCCUGGGGAGCCAGGUCCAGAGGGUCCACUUGGUGGACAGGGCCUACAAGGACCACAAGGGGCUCCUGGAAUUGGAAUUCCAGGAGAAAAAGGAUUACCUGGACAGCCAGGUGCACCUGGCCACAAAGGAUUACAAGGGCCACCAGGGUUUCCUGGGAAACCUGGAUUACCUGGAUUUGGCAAACCUGGAUACCCUGGCCCAAAGGGUGACAAAGGGAUGGGAGGUCUUCCUGGUGCUCAAGGACCAAAAGGAGACAAAGGUUAUGCUGGUCAACCAGGCAUGACAGGUCCCCCUGGUCAAACUGGUCCUCCAGGCCCUCCAGGACCAAUGGGGGUACCAGGUGGAAUUGGUUCCCCAGGACUAAAAGGAGAAGGAGGGGCACAAGGUUCCAAGGGAGAUCCCGGACCUAUGGGGCAGCCAGGUCCUCCAGGAUUUUCUGGCAAACCAGGCCUCCAAGGUGAAGAUGGAGAACCUGGGCCAAGAGGACCACCAGGACCCAUAGGUCCCAAAGGAGAAGGAGGAAGCAGAGGUCUACCUGGUCCCCCAGGUCCAUCUGGCCUGCCUGGUCUUAAAGGAGAACUUGGUCAGCCUGGCCCCGGAGGACCACAGGGUCCUAAAGGCAUUCCAGGAUUUGCAGGACCAGGAGGACCAAGUGGGCCUCCUGGACCUCCUGGGCCAAAGGGAGAAGUUGGUCUACCAGGUCAAGCUGGUCCACCUGGUGAAGGCACUACUGGAACCCCUGGUCCUAUUGGUCCAGCAGGUCCACCUGGCCAGAAUGGAUCCCCAGGUCAGCCAGGACUCCAAGGUCCACCAGGGCCUCCUGGACCCCCAGGCCCCCCUCCUUCACCCGACCUGAUGAGUGUUCUUCCUGAGAUGGGACCUGCCCUGGAUGGUAUGAAAACUGGUGUGUACAAGAAAGGGAAAUAUGCAGGUGGGAGUGAUAUGUUGGGUGCCAACAGUCUGGAGAUGCCUGCUUUCACUGCCCAGCUGACCACACCAUUCCCUCCAGUUGGCACGCCAAUAGUACUUGACAAACUACUGUAUAAUGGGCGUCAGAAUUACAACCCUCAGACUGGUGUAUUCACCUGUGACCUCCCAGGCAUCUACUAUUUUGCCUAUCAUGUGCACUGCAAGGGUGCCAAUUUAUGGGUUGGGCUCUACAGGAAUGGGGAGCCACUUAUGUAUACAUAUGAUGAGUACAAAAAGGGAUUCCUGGAUCAAGCAUCUGGGAGUGCUGUUAUUCCAUUACAAACAGGAGACACAGUUUAUUUACAGUUACCAUCUGACCAGGCAGCUGGAUUUUAUGCAGGACAGUAUGUCCACUCCUCCUUCUCUGGCUUUUUACUGUACCCAAUGUAAACCACAAGAAUAAGUGAAAGAAUUUUAAGGAGAAAAAGGAAAAAAAAGAACUGACAUUAAAAUGUUUGACUUUUUAAAAAUGUCAGUAUUUUUAAGUACAUUUUCACAGGGAAGAAAAAAGACUCAGAAACAGCUCCUUUAAUCUCAACCCAACAAUAUCAGUCUACAGAUGAGUAUAUGCAAUGCUAAAUUACAGAGUACUGUGUCUGUAAAGAUACAACCUGCACAACGACUCCGACAGAUCAACACCAUAUUUAAACAGUUUUUUGAGAAGAUUGUGUUUGUAAUGUAUUUAUGUAUUUGUUUUAUUGAUGAUAUCAAACAUGAGUAUACAUACUUUAAAUGUUAAGAAAACUGUUUUUAAUUUCAUUGUGACAUUUGCAUGAUAAACAAUGUAUUUGCUUUGAAUGAGAUGAGAAAAGACAUUCAGUUUUUAAAAAAUAUCACAUAUCAUGUUUGUCUUUAUCAAUAAUUAAAAAAAAGGGUAAAGGAUUUGCACACUUGUAAUAUUAUAACACAAGUACUGUGUGAACUGCAACCAAAAUAUGAAUUUGUUUGUAUGACUGUCUGUGUAUGUAUGUGUGUGUGUGUGCGUGUGUGUGUGUGUGUGCACUAGAGAGAGCAUGUGUGUACAUGUGCUAGAUUUUAUUUUAGCCAAACUCCCCGCCCCCCAAACUUUAAAUAAUAAUUUAUCUGAAAACCACUUCUGUUUCUAUUAUAAACUCAUCAAAAUGAAAGUUUUACUCACAAUACUUCAUCAAUACCUCUCACUAUCAUCAAUCAUAUCAUAUUACUUCACUCGUUUCCAACCCUUUUUUAAAUUACUGAUUGUGUAAUAACCUUUGUCUUUAUAUGUGGGUCACUUACAAUAACGGUGCUAAAAUUGUCUUAUCCAGUGAAAACCUGUCUGAGUACCUUCCACCCCCUUUUAUUUAAAGUUUGUGACUUUUUCUUAGAUUUUUUUUUAAUAAAGAUGACUUGCUUCCAUAACUGUAUGUCCAUCAAAUUCUUGUACCCGAAUUUUGUAACAAUGACAUGGAAUAAAAACACACUUCUUC
Cyprinus carpio (common carp) is the source of this 3343-nucleotide messenger RNA. RefSeq lists its product as uncharacterized. The record is from RefSeq and is a predicted model, not a curated record. Lineage: Eukaryota; Metazoa; Chordata; Actinopteri; Cypriniformes; Cyprinidae. Gene Ontology annotation, molecular function: protein binding.